UACGAGCCAUCGUGUGGUGCCACCACAAUAAACAGUCCUGAUAUAACAACUGUUACAUGUGACAGUACAGCCAGAUACAUCACUCUCUACCGGGAAAUAUCAAACAAUAACAGUGAAAGCACAAUGGACUUUUGUGAAGUAGAAGUGUAUGUCUGUGAUGCUGGCACUUUCGGUGAUGACUGCAGCCAGUUCUGUCACUGUCGAGAUGGACCGUGUAACUACACAAAUGGAUACUGUAUAGGAGGAUGUAAGCCAAACUGGACUGGCACGAACUGUAAUGAUUGUGAUUCCAGUCACUAUGGUGACUUAUGCAGUAAGCAAUGUUCCAGUAGACAUUGUGACGAAACAACCGGGGUAUCAUCUUGUGACGUCAGAGGGUCAUGCGACAGGGGAUGUGACCCAGGAUGGAAGGGAACAGACUGUCUGGAACAGUGCCCUGAUGGUCAAUACGGAAAAGCUUGUGGAAAAUCGUGUGCGGACCGGAAAUGUCUGGAUAGCUCCAGUUCCUGUGAUCACGUGACUGGGAAGUGUGUCAGCGGUUGUCAACGAGGAUAUCAGUAUGUUGAUUGUACCGAGCUUUGUUCUGUUGGAACAUAUGGCUACAACUGCAGCGAGUCAUGCGAUGAUCGACACUGCAGUGGUAAUCAAAACUGUGACAGAUAUUUUGGUAACUGUACUCGGGGCUGUCUGAGUGGCUGGAAAUUGACAGACUGCACAGUUGGAUGUACAGGGACAUAUGGCCCAGGAUGCAGUUCGUCAUGCAGCGCCAGACACUGUAAAGCUGAUGACGCACCAUGUGACCACGUAACUGGUUCAUGUGAUGGACCGUGUGAUGCUGGUUGGCAAGGAGAUACAUGUACUGACGAAUGUGACACUGGUAAAUACGGUGAUAACUGUGCCAUGUUCUGCGCGAUCAGAAACUGCGUCAAUAAAGAUGUCUGUCCUCGUAAAGACGGAAAGUGUGUAAGUGGAUGUAUCUCUGGAUUUGAAGGACUGGACUGCUUGCGAGCCCAAGCUGUCACUUCCAACAGUGAUUCCACCACCAUUGCCGUUUCCGUUGUGGCGGGAGUGCUUUUUGUAUUGUUGAUCAUAGUGACGAGUGUUUUAUUCUGGCACCUCAAAGGUCAUAAAGUGAAGUCGGACUCGUAUCAACAAGAGAUGAGAAAAAUAAACACAAACCCACCCAGCCAAACUACAGACCCCAGCGCUGUAGAAUAUGAAAUCUUCGAUGGACAAGAUGGCGGCCACAACAGUCCAAGAGCUUUCAGUUCUCAACAAGUCGACACAUCCAGUUUAGCCAAUUAUGGCAAUUCAUGGAUGUCACGUGAUGAAAUGGAUGCCCAGCCGAGACAUUCUGAGAGUGGGGGUGGCUAUGUUAAUGCAGGGCAAACAAAUGAGUACGAAAAGCUUGAAUUAUUCAACCCACCACAGAAUGACUAUGAUAGGAUAACUGGUGUUUAGACAACUGGGAGAUUACGGAGUAAUACUACAAAAUUUAUUAUAUUAGCUGUAGGAUAUUUUGUUUUUAGGUAGAGGGUGCAAUGUGAAGAACUGGCACCUUAGGUAUUGCAAAGUACCCUGACGUGCAUUUUAUAGAUGGUUUUCAUGAUAUUUUGAAAUUGUGUGGAGAGGUGCGCACACCCAACAACCCCCCCCCCCCCCCCCCCCCCCUAGAUCCGCGCCUGAUUAAACGGCUAUUCUUAGUGAGUACAAACUGCAGGAACAUCGAAUUUCCCCGAGGAAAACAGCGUGAAGUCUUCCGAAAGGAUGAAUAGAUAUUGUAAAGGAAUUAAUGGGCAUGUUAUGUAACUUUUUUUCUAAUUUGAGAUAUUCGACCAGUGUAAUACAAUAUUCAUAUUCAACGGGGACAAAGUGACUGGAACGAACACCAUUUUUUAUUUAGAAGUCACAUUAUUUCCCACUGAAUUACAGUUACUAUGAGUGUGUUUUUCAUACCUGUAUAUGAUACAGUCAAUGUCUAAAAUCUGUCAAUUUGUAAAAUGCCUGAAAUUUCCAGUCAUUUUAUAAAUUGCCUGGAAAAUGAGCCCCUUUAUUUGACAGACUAACUGAAAUGAGUAAGAUGAAAGAAAAAUGAAAAUAAUAUAUACUUUUAAUUAUUUAUUUAGACAGAAUGAAGGGCAAUAGAGACAAAAUAUCUUGUUGAUACAUCUAUAUCUGCAUCUAAACAGACUUGAAGAAAACAGGAAAAACGUUUGAUGAAAGGUCAUCAGAAAAGUGAAUCUUUUGAUUCAAACACAAUUAUCUAGUAACUGUAGAAUAAAAUAACAAUUUGUAGACCAGCAAACUUACAUAAUUAUUUAAACAAAUUAUUGAAAAUAAAAACGUUUCUUAACGAAAUUCGAUAAAUUGUAUUCGCCAAAUCUAUAUUUUGUACACCCUUCUGUUAAAAUGCGAUUUUAAUCUAAAGUGUGUUUGUAUUUGCCGGUACGGGGAGGGAGAGCGGGGACGUUUCCCAGUGGUAAAACGAUUGCCUGAUGCGCGUACGAAACAGGAUCGAUUAUCGAGAAAAUAUGAACAUGUUUCCGUGUUGUAAUUGAGUUGUGUAUGAUCAACUCUCCUUUUUGUACCAUUUUAUCUGCAUAGUUUAAUAGCAAUUUAGGUGACGGAGCGAAUUCCUGUGAAAACACGCUUGCCUGAUGCGUACACUGUCUAUGACAAAUAUGAACUAUCUUUCUGUGCUGUAGAAAGAAAGAAAGAAAUGCUUUAUUUAACGACGCACUCAACACAUUUUAUUUACCGUUAUAUGGCGUUAGACAUAUGGUUAAGGACCACACAGAUUUUGAGAGGAAAC
Molecule: messenger RNA, 2812 nt
Organism: Gigantopelta aegis
Lineage: Eukaryota; Metazoa; Mollusca; Gastropoda; Neomphalida; Peltospiridae
Product: multiple epidermal growth factor-like domains protein 11
Exons: 9
Coding region: 124-1461 (445 amino acids)
Molecular function (GO): scavenger receptor activity
Source: RefSeq, a predicted model, not a curated record